Molecule: messenger RNA, 637 nt
Organism: Aphidius gifuensis
Lineage: Eukaryota; Metazoa; Arthropoda; Insecta; Hymenoptera; Braconidae
Product: coiled-coil domain-containing protein 115-like
Exons: 2
Coding region: 126-620 (164 amino acids)
Biological process (GO): vacuolar proton-transporting V-type ATPase complex assembly
Cellular component (GO): extrinsic component of endoplasmic reticulum membrane
Source: RefSeq, a predicted model, not a curated record
GUUGAUCAUAUGUUUUGGGUUGGUCAUCAAACUGUCCAUGUGUCAAACAAAGUGUCAUCAAUUAAAAACACAAAAUCCUCUAUAAUAUUUACAAAAAUAAAUUGUGUUUAAAUUAAUUGAAAACAAUGACAAAUGAAAUGGAACAAAUCAAUGAAGAUCUGGACAAGCUUCUUCUUCGUUGUCUGCAAUUAACAGAAGAAAAAAUAGUCUACACAGUGCAGUUGGAAAAUUUCAUGAAAGAUGGUCUUAUUGAAAUUGCCAAGUCAAGAUACAUUCAAGGCAGAGAAACAGUUGGCAUCAGCAAUGUUCCCAAUGAUAAAUCAAGUGAUUCAUUAUUCCAACUUGAAACAAGCUACGACAAAAAAGAACCUGGAUCAAAUCCACUUCCAAAAUUUGAUAUUCAUCUAAAAAACAAAGAAGACAUUGAAACUUGUAAUCCAAUCAAAUGGUUUGGUGUUCUUGUUCCUCAAAGUCUUAAAACAGCUCAACAUAAAUUUCAAGAAUCAAUUUAUCUUUCAGUUAAAAUUGCAAAUAUAACAGCUGAACUUGAAAAUAAUCUUCACGACUUUAAUAUAACUAAAGAAAAAAUUAAAACAUUAAAUAAUACACCAGAAGAAUAAUACCCAACUUAUUUCAU